UGCAAGCGUCUCGACAUCUCCCAGCUCCCAACGCCACAAAACCUGCAACACGCAACACUCCUUGCGUACUUCACGUGCUUGCCUGUGAUUGAUUGAUCUGACAUAAUCGGCCCUGCGUCAUCUCUCACUUGCUGACCCCUCAGGGCUGCAAACAAGUAUUGGCACAUUCGGCAGCUCCCGGGUCUCACUCAGGCCAACAACAUCCCAGAAGCGCAGUAUUUGGCCGUCUCAGCACAACGCCUGGACAGUGGUCGGAAAUAAAGUGCCUGCCCCCACAGCGUCAUCGCGCAGGCCCCUUCAGCGGCCAUCGCACCAGCUUCGGCGCCUCUUAUCCAGCCCGGCAGGUGCUCCUCCUUCCUUCCAGCCCAUUGGAUUGUUUCCACCUCCACCUGAAGGGUACCCCCGGGACGUGGAACUCUUGCCAAAAGAGACAGCCGAUAGCUCGCAUCAUUUUGCUCUCUUGCUCCGUCCCGCUCCACACUCGGCGCUUUUUCGCAAUAUUCCAUCUCCAACUCCCCCGACUGCGCUCUUACCGUACAGCACCGUUCCGACUACCACCACCACUUCCCUUCUCCUCCGCCGCCCGCCUCUCUCCCCCCUCACUUCCCAUUCCCGUAUGCUUGGGAGCGCCUUGCCCACCGAAUCCGUCCUCAACUCUCCGCGCUAGAUAUUCUGUUCCUCGCAAGGCCAAUGGGCUGCGAUAACCGCUAGUCGCUCAGUGUCACGGCGGCGUGGGAGCGUUCCCCGCAUACCGGGACACUUGGGAAGGCCCAGCAUCUACCUGACAGACAGAGAGAGAGAGGUAAACGGCAGACGCAUACCGAGAGAAACACACACCACCGACGACACACGACGAAUCUGGACAAAACUGAACAUCCGCCUCGGGUGAACAGACCCCUCAAAAAGUUGAUAUCCCGCUUUGGCUGCUUCGCGAGAGCCCACAAACCCCGGGACAUCACCGUGUGCUUUCCUUUCAGUUCCCAUUUCGAUCCCCCUUACCUCCAUAUUCUGAAGCCUGAACGAGCUCAACAGUGAGAGGGGAUGUCUCACGACGAACACCACGACGUUCAACGAGGUGCGCCGCACUCGCCAGACCAAGAAUAUGGGCCGUAUCCGACCUCAACAUACCCCAACUAUAGCAGCUCAAGAGCGUUUCCGGCCCCGGCCCCGACCCCUACCCGCGCAGCAAUGGCUACCAUAGAGAAAGCUGCCGCUGCGAUACCCGUAAACGAGACCAUUACUGCCUUCGAUAGGUGGGCCGCCGGUGCCUCCGACGCCCAGUUCAACGCCCUGUCCGGUGCAGUAGGAGGCUUCACUUCAGGCGUCGUGACGUGCCCGCUCGACGUCAUCAAGACCAAGUUGCAAGCACAGGGUGGGUUUAAUCCCGUCGAAAAAGGGAGGCAUGUCGGACACCCGAAACUCUACAACGGCCUGCUGGGCACCGCCCGUGUGAUAUGGAAAGAAGAGGGCAUACGGGGCAUGUACAGGGGACUCGGCCCGAUAGUACUGGGUUAUUUGCCCACAUGGGCUGUGUGGUUUACUGUCUACAAUAAGAGCAAAGACUACCUGAAGCACCGCCAUGAAAACACAGUGUUGAUCAACUUUUGGUCAUCCAUCAUAGCUGGUGCUAGUAGCACUAUCGUCACGAACCCGAUUUGGGUCAUCAAGACUCGCUUAAUGUCGCAGAGCGUUGCACACGACCCAGGCAAGCAUUACUCGCAGUUCCCGAGAUCAGGCAACACCCCGACUUCGAGACCGACAAUGCACAGCUCGUGGCAUUACCGGUCAACGAUGGACGCGGCACGCAAGAUGUACACGUCAGAGGGCGUACUCUCCUUCUACUCAGGCCUCACUCCGGCCCUACUGGGUCUCACACAUGUGGCCGUCCAGUUUCCCGCGUACGAGUACCUGAAGACAAAGUUUACCGGUCAGGGCAUGGGAGAGCCGACUCCGGGCGACACACAAGAAUCGCAGUGGAUGGGAGUGCUGGGCGCUUCGAUAUUGUCGAAGAUCAUGGCGAGCAGUGCUACAUACCCGCACGAGGUCAUCCGUACGAGGCUGCAGACCCAACGAAAGCCUGUAGGAGGGGCUGAGUAUCUCCAGGGUCUGGGUAUCAAGGUGACGCCCUCCGUGACAGGAGAGGAUGGCAAGACGCAGCAGGUACUAUCUCCAAAGUAUCGUGGCGUGGCCAGCACCUUUCGUACCAUUCUCAAAGAGGAGGGUUGGAGGGCUUUUUACGCUGGCAUGGGCACCAACAUGAUGCGAGCGGUGCCAGCCGCGACGGUGACGAUGCUGACGUACGAGUACGUGAUGAAGCAUUUGAACCACGCGAGGGCCGAGGGCAAGAGGAAAUUGGAAAGGGGCAGCGCGCCUGCUGAGCCCUGACCUCAGCAAAUUUAGGGGCCAGGAGCGGCAUCGUUCCGAGAAGACGCUGGGACAGAAGUUGGCAAGACCAGAUGUGCGGUUGAACAAUGAUGGAAGCGAAGAGUUGCUGAGAGAUUAGGAAAUGGGGAUGGGAUUUUCCAGAUACCCUUAAUUUUGGUCGUCAGGUCUAGACAAACUCGAUUCAGGUCACGAAACAAGCACACUGCGGCAGGAGUUCUCCGAGGGAUGGUUUACGGAUCGAUUCAACCCCCCCUCCCCUUUCUUUUUUCCAUCGCAUUCAAUCAUUGCGGAGCGCUUUCUUUCCUUUUCACACAAACUGGACCGAAGAGUUCAAGUUAGCCAACGAAGCCAGCAUGGCAAGAGCUAUAUUCAGCGGGGUUGACACAGUUUGGGGCAUUGAAGCCGUUGGCAUGGAAUUUCUGAGGAUUUGUCAAACACACCCACAUAUGCAUGAGAGA
This is a messenger RNA of Colletotrichum destructivum, 2843 nucleotides long. RefSeq names its product Putative mitochondrial carrier protein. The transcript is spliced from 2 exons. Gene Ontology annotation, molecular function: pyrimidine nucleotide transmembrane transporter activity. NCBI's taxonomy places the organism in Eukaryota, Fungi, Ascomycota, Sordariomycetes, Glomerellales, Glomerellaceae. Bases 1042 to 2385 code for a protein of 447 amino acids. Gene Ontology annotation, biological process: pyrimidine nucleotide import into mitochondrion. The record is from RefSeq and is a predicted model, not a curated record. Gene Ontology annotation, cellular component: mitochondrion.